This is a messenger RNA of Pomacea canaliculata, 3517 nucleotides long. RefSeq names its product ras-related protein Rab-32B-like. Gene Ontology annotation, biological process: phagosome-lysosome fusion; endosome to lysosome transport. Gene Ontology annotation, molecular function: GTP binding; GTPase activity. Gene Ontology annotation, cellular component: lysosome; Golgi apparatus; trans-Golgi network. The transcript has 10 exons. The record is from RefSeq and is a predicted model, not a curated record. The coding region runs from base 1204 to 2091 and encodes 295 amino acids. NCBI's taxonomy places the organism in Eukaryota, Metazoa, Mollusca, Gastropoda, Architaenioglossa, Ampullariidae.
AAGGAGCACUUCCGUCGACACUAAAAUGGCUGACAUCUGUUGAUUCGUUUCAAUUCAGUUGAAUGAGUGUGAGCUAGAAACAUUCUCAGAAGUUGAAAAAGCGAAAUACAGCGACUGCACAGCAAAAUAAAACCAGUUCUGGGAAAUAGCACGUGCGGAAAUGACAUCGCGAUGAUGUGCAAGUUACGACCAUGACAAUUUAAGAUAAAUUCCAAUAGUAAAAUCUUUUAUAUGUGUACAAAUUUGAGAUUUUAAAAGGUUUUGAUUAAUAUUUCAAAGCGCAACGAUACGCCAUACAGUACAUUUUAUUUAGCGAGUCCAUAAAUGCUCUUAAUAUUUGUGUCUCCGAGGAAGUCUCGCCGAUACUCUACAAAGUGUGGUCCGCGGACCAACGUGCAUAGGUCAGGUGGUCCGUGUGCAUAGUAGGUCAGGUGGCCCACGUGCAUAGGUCAGGUGGCCCUUGGCUGACAGUCGUCAUAUAUAGGUUCAUGAACUGACUUGGUUCUAAAUGAUCUGCGCAGAGAGCUCACAUGUAAAUACGAUGCUGGCUGGUCCAACACAUCUGUACCCACUUAAUUCUGACUGAUCUGACAUCUAUGGCAACACAAGAUUAGCGAAACUGCUACUCAGCAGCAUAUAUAUAUGGCGCAAAUCCAAAGACAAAUGUGACUUGUUGAAUAUAUUAAAGAAAGGAAACGCUGUUCACUCAAGUCUCUUGUCUUUCGGAAAAGUGAACAACUGAAAACCUAGCUUUAGUUGGACAGUUGUGGUCACUGGGCGCAGCGCACUCGAUCUGUACCUCCAGACAUACUCCCGUAGAGACUGAUACUCGCAACAGGAGGGCGUGACCGCUCUCACAUGGUCAGCUUUGUAGUCGCUCUUAUCCUCUUUCAUUUAAUGAACCACGGACGUAUAUAUUAGCUCGUGGAUGAACUUUCUUAUCGAGUAAGGGUAGUAGGUCAUAGGUCAAUCUUAUCAAACAGAGGGGAGCGAGGUUCAGGUACGAUCCGUUGUUCACAGAGGAGUUCGGAGUCAGUCGAUUCAAAGUAUACCUCUCCUUUCUCACAAAAAACAACUGAAACAUUUUGGUGGCAUCAGGGUGAAAAUAUAUUUGUAUAAAAGGGCAGAACGCGCGAGUCAGAAUAAAACGAAAGCAGAAAAAGUCACAUGAUUUACCGACUCACAUGACUCCUUUUUCUGAAAAUGGCGGCCGCGUCGGCUGCUACAAAGCCGCUAGUGCAGGAACACUUAUACAAAGUUCUUGUCAUUGGAGAAUUCGGCGUUGGAGGAAGAACUAUAUCAUCAUUCUCAUCAAGAGUAACAUUGAUGAGAUACCUCAUGAAAAUGAGGCGAAAAUCAAGUAGAAUGUGUGCAUUGAUGACCCAUAAGCAAAUGACAGAGAAGCAUGUACUGGACAGGUGGAGAAGAACUCCAGGUGAUUUGCAGGAGGCUGACUGCACCUGCAGGAUCGAUCGAGGCAUAUACAGGAAAACGUCUAUCAUUCGGCGAUACACUGAGGGCUACUUCUCCCCCAAUUACAAACUGACCAUUGGAGUGGAUUUUGCCCUGAAGAGCAUUGACUGGAAUGAAUCGACCAAAGUUAGCUUACAGCUGUGGGAUAUUGCUGGACACGAGCGUUUUGGACACAUGACCCGAGUAUACUACAAAUAUGCAAUUGCUGCCAUUGUUGUAUUUGAUUUGUCCAGACCAGCAACAUUUGAUGCUGUCAUAAAGUGGCUGGAUGAUGUAAACUCCAAGGUGAUGUUAGCCAACGAACAACCAGUACCUGUCCUGCUACUAGCAAACAAGAGUGACAUUGAAGAAGUCAGUAUAAAUAAGGAGCAAAUUGACAAGUUUUGCAAAGAACACAAAUUCAUUGCUUGGUUUCCAACAUCAGCAAAAACAAACACAAAUAUUGAUGAAGCCAUGAACUUCCUGGUUAAGUUUAUCUUGGACCUUCCAGAAGAAAGUCAUCUGCCAGCUCCUGAUCGACAUUCAUUGCCCAACUCUCUCGUUUCCUCCAUGGAUAAUUCCUAUACCAGAAGUCUGACUGACAAAGACAUGCCAAAAAGAUGGUACUGCUGCAGCUGAGAGUACAUUGCAUUGCCUGUUUAUACUGAGAAUUCUUGUGCUUUUGCUUUGGAAAUGCUAGUGUAUGCUCUUUUUCUUGUUAUUCUUUUAUGUCUUCAGGUAAUGAAGGCACUUGAAAAUUAAAAUAUUUAUGUAACUGAUUGAGCCAUAAUACAUAUUUAAUAUAUAUCUUGUUACUUUUACACAGAAACAUGACAUCUAAAAUUAUAUAGCUCUAUGUAUAUGUAUACAUGUGUUGUAGGUCACAAUGUAAUUAUACUACUUGUGGGGGUUUUCCCAGAAAAGCAAGUAAGUAAAUUUACAUCUCAUUGAGAGCCUCUGAUGAUAAAAGACAUGAAUAUUGCUUGUUGCAAUCAAGGACAAGCAAAGCCUAGUGCUUUCAAACAAACUCUAAAGGCCAGACUUCAAAAAUACAGCAAGUUAUGCUUGAAAAGAAACAAAAAGAAUUUAUAAUGAAGCUCAUGUGAUAAAAUAUUUCUAACUUGGCAUAUACCCUACUGUUUACUUCUUUUUAUUUUUCCUUGGUUUUGAAAGCACAGCAAUAAAAUUGCUUUGAAUAUGAAAUGAAUUAAACAAUUUACUUGAAACGGUAGAGAAUUAUUUUACAAACUUUUUCCUUUUGGUUGUUCUGUACUGCAUACUCAAUAAAUGUACUGAGAAAAUUGUAUCAACAGCUUUGAUGUCUGAAGUCUAUGUUACCUAUGGAGAUCUCAUUUUGUAGAUUUUCAGUUUAGUAAUUAUAAAAAAUUGCCUAACAUGAAUUUCUAAUUUAUGGUUUUGUGACUGUACUGAUAAAGACAUUACUAUUUUUAAGGAAAAGAAGAAAACACAAGGUAUUAGAUGUUCUUACACAAAGAUAUAAAGCACUAUCUUGAAUUGCCCCUUGGGAUCAAUAAAGUUGUAAUCAAAUACAUGGUGUAGGCCCCCUCAGCAAGCUUUCUGAGUGUAAAAAUAGUUUUAUGUGAACGACAUAUUUAUAGGUUGUGCUUGAGUACAGAAUUUUUUUAAUCUGUACAUUUAAAAAUGGCUCUUUAUGUUUAAAAGUGUGGAAUUAUUUACUUUAUUUUUUGGGGUGGGAGGGAGGAGGUGGGAGGUAGAGUCUGGUCAAAGUGACAAAUUGAUCCAGUUUAUUUUUAGAUUUCUACUUUUGGAAGGGUGUGACCAAAUGGCAGUGGGCUUGCAGACCACUGAGUUUCAAUAUCUGGCGAUUUGUGCCACUGGUGAAUGAUUGAUUCUGUUAUGAUGGUGCUUAUCUACAUUGUGCACACAUCUGUUAUUUGUUGACCUCAAAGCUUUUCUUUUCACGUGUACCAAAAAAAACAAAAAAAAACAAAAAAAAACAACCAACAUUUAUGUAAAAAUACAACCAAUGCAUGUUGUUGAGAGUUUGAAGUGUGACAGACUUUUAAUAAAAUGCAUGCCAUUA